Molecule: messenger RNA, 937 nt
Organism: Camponotus floridanus (Florida carpenter ant)
Lineage: Eukaryota; Metazoa; Arthropoda; Insecta; Hymenoptera; Formicidae
Product: protein Fer3-like
Exons: 4
Coding region: 33-791 (252 amino acids)
Biological process (GO): regulation of transcription by RNA polymerase II; developmental process
Molecular function (GO): protein dimerization activity; RNA polymerase II transcription regulatory region sequence-specific DNA binding; DNA-binding transcription factor activity, RNA polymerase II-specific
Source: RefSeq, a predicted model, not a curated record
UGUCUGCGAAAUUUCCGAAAACGCACCCUCUCAUGCUCUCAGAAGAACGUGACGCUUGGGCCCCGAAAGUCGCAGGACGUUGUCCGGGUGUGUGUGUGUGCGCGCGCGGACACUUACUUUUUUUUAAUUUUUUUCCAUCCUCGACGAGUGAGCGAACCUGCUGGUGCAUCUGCUUGUCGGUGGACAGAAAGCGGGAUAUGAGCUACACCGAACCGCUGUGGGAGAUCAAUGGAAAUCAAGCACCAAUACCGGCUUUUGGAUUUUUGCGUGCUUCGUGUUGCCUGGACCAACCGAUUCUCUCAGAUGAAAUCUAUUCGCGACAGGUAAUCGCGGCGGAAAUGUCGCAGUACGUCGGUGGUGAUAUCUCCAGCUACCCGAUGUGGGAUAGUUCCGUAUUGUAUCAAGCACAGCCGCCUACCCAUCCGCACGUGAACGAGCACGGAUUGUACAGGCAACCCUGUGCCCUGUUGCAUCAGAGUCGUUAUACGUCAAACGGCCGUUCGCCGAAUCUGCCGUCGUCAACGACGAAGAAACCGAGGCGUCGAGUGGCGACGGUCUCCCAGAGGAGAGCCGCGAAUAUCCGGGAGAGGCGCAGAAUGUUCAAUCUGAACGAGGCCUUCGAUAAGCUUCGCAGGAAAGUACCGACGUUCGCUUACGAGAAACGGCUCUCGAGAAUCGAAACGCUGCGCUUGGCCAUCACGUACAUCGCUUUCAUGGGCGAGCUAUUAGGUAUCGAGCCAAGUAGUCCGAAACCAGAAUAUAUACCACGAGAAUAUUACUUGCCGAACUGAAUGUCUUCCUUUUGCCUGCCAAAGAGGUGCUGAUGCGGAUUGAUGCGAGAUUCAUAAAUGUUCGAACUACUAAUCGGCGAAACAUGGUCUUCCAUUAUUGAUUAGUAUUAUAGUGUUAAAUCAAGAGAUGCACAAAAUUUAACAUA